AUGACUGACAACGGGCUCCAACGGUUGAACAAGAAGCGGCUGCUUCUGUUGGCUCCCCCGAAAAGACGGCGUCGUUUGGCCUCACACCUAGCCUUAGCCGGUCUAAGCUUGGUGGACAACAACCACGAGUACGCUACCAUUAACGAUUUACCCGAGGAGAUUCUUUUCAUUGUGUUUCACUACCUCCCCAAAAACUUGGCGUUUACGCUUUUAUACCCACCCGACGAGGUUGAGUCGUUGGCGUUGACAAUCAAACGCCGUACCAUACCCCACUUCACUAAGAGUUGGCUUUUCUCUCAAGUAUUCGUGUGCGACCCUUCGGAUGCGGUAUACAAUUGGCAGAAUGAGUUCCUGAACCAGUGGUUGAUGGUCCCUCAAGCUUUGUUUAUUCGAUUACCCUUUACUGACUUUGACUGGGGGGUCAGAGAUGUUCUUUUCGAGUCACACUACAGUCCUUGGGAGUCGUCUCAGCCCCACGAGUGUGACUUGCAAAGGAACUUCAUCUCCGUCUACUUCCAAAAUUACUCCACUCGCUAUAUGAUCGCACCGGCCAGCGAAUCCCUGCCGUCAAAAUUUUUCUAUCAAUCACCACAUCUUUCUCGACUUAUGCUACCAGAUAUUUGUCCUGCAAUGCAAAAGUAUCGUGGUCGACUCAGAGUCGACAGCCUCCGGCUUGGUGGAUCUCACGAUAAUAUCGAUGGCAUCGUCAACUUGGGUUUGGUGAAGCAGUUAUCGGUGCUUACCGAUUGCGUCGGUGUCUAUAAGCACGCAUCUCAAUUUACGCUGUUGACCGAUUUGUUUAUUCGCUACCAUGAUGGUUCCAAUGAAUUUAUUGCCUUGGCUGAUUCCGUGACGCGCUUGGUAUUAUCAGUGCCUUGUUCCACAAUGUACUAUAGUGAGAUCGCUGCUCUUGCUGCCAACUUCAAAAGGCUUACCUACUGUGAAGUGACGUCUCGUGUGGGCUUCAUUAAUUGGCCGCGAAUUUGGCGUAAACCUGACAGCAACCAAGACACUCGCCGUAAUCAAACCCACCAUAUCGGGGCAUUGGCAUUCAAACAGAUGAACUUUGACAAACUCGAGACAUUAAUGUUGGAUGAUCAUCCUUAUAAAGUUGUUCGAGUUAAUGGUCGGUGGGACUCAUCUGAAGAAGUUACGAACAACAGUGUGCUUGCAGGAAAUACGUGGUGGCCAUCACACUGA
This is a messenger RNA of Diutina rugosa, 1200 nucleotides long. RefSeq lists its product as uncharacterized. The transcript has a single exon. The record is from RefSeq and is a predicted model, not a curated record. The coding region runs from base 1 to 1200 and encodes 399 amino acids. NCBI's taxonomy places the organism in Eukaryota, Fungi, Ascomycota, Pichiomycetes, Serinales, Debaryomycetaceae.